GAAAGUAGCUGGUAUUUUUCACUACAUUAUAUCAAUUAUUCCCAUUUUAACAUAAAUGAUCAUUUCAUUAUUCACUGAUAUAAUAGCUAGAAAUAUUUUCAGAUUCGAUAUUAUCAAUGGGAAGGCCUGAUGUGGACUUUGAUGGACGAGUAGCACAACCUUCAAUACCACCAAUAAACAAUAUUAUAUCCACACCAUCUCUCAAUGGUGAAACUAUAUCGAUGGAUCCAAAGACGAUGUCUGCCGUAAGAGCGGGUAAUGUAAAUUACCUGAGAGAUAACUACAGUUACGUUAGACUUGCUCCACGCUUAGUGACCAAUCAUGGAAAUACAAUGCUUCAUCUUGCUGCAUCAUCGGGUCAUGCCAGUCUAGUCCGUUAUCUGAUCAACGAAUGCCCAAGUUUGCUAAUGAAGUCAAACCUGAUGGAUGAAGUUGUUCUCCAUGUUGCAGCAAGAACAGGCCAUCUUGAUGUUACGUUGCAUCUAGUUGGUUUCAUAAAAGAGAUAUCUCGUAAUGCUGUCGGUGUUGCAAAAAGGAUAUAUUUUGCUAAGAACAAAAACCAAGACACUGCUUUGCAUGUUGCCUUAAAAGAGAAACACAUGUUGGUCGCUUCCUAUUUGGUCUCUGCAGAGAAAGAUUUGUCUUUCGUUGCCAACAGCGAUGGGUUUUCUCCCUUGUACCUUGCUAUAGAAGCUGGACAGGCAGAUCUUGUAGCAGCUAUGUGUCACCAAUCAUCUGAUUUACGUUCAAAGGUUGGAGGAAGAUCCAUCGUACAUGCGGCACUAAAAGCUAAGAGGAAAGAUAUCCUUACUGCUUUACUCAGCAAAGAUGCACGUCUUAUUGACUUGAGAGAUGAAGGACGGACUUGUCUUUCUUUUGGAGCGUCCAUAGGAUAUUAUAAAGGGAUCUGCUAUCUCUUGGACAAAUAUCUAGACAUGGUUUAUCUCAGCGAUGAUGAUGGCUUGUUUCCCAUUCAUAUGGCGGCCAAAUAUGGCCAUGUCAAAAUUCUUGAGGAAAUACUUAAACGUUGUCCGGAGGCACUUGAGUUGAUUGACAAAGACGGUCAAAAUGUUCUUCACGUUGCAGCAAGGAAUGGAAAACUUGAACCGAUCAAGUUUAUCCUAAGAAUUUAUAAGGAUAAGAACAAGAAUAAGUUGAUUAAUGAACAAGAUGUGGAUGGAAAUACACCGUUGCAUCUAGCCACCAAAAAUUGGCACCCUAAAGUUGUUAGUAUGCUUACUUGGGACAAUAGAGUUGACCUUAAGAAAACAAACAACAAGGGUUUCACAGCUUUGGAUGUCGCCGAGGAUAACAUUGUUUCAGACUAUGUAUUCCAUCAGAGAUUGACUUGGUUGGCUUUGCGGAGUGGUGGUACACCAAGGAGUCCAACUACAAAUGAUCGUAGAAUAAUCAUGAAGUUAGCAGAUGGUGGGAGGUACAAAGAUCAAGUCAAUACUCUUCUGCUGGUUGCAACUCUUGUAGCCACAAUGACUUUUACUGCAGGACUCACAUUACCAGGUGGUUACAACGGUUCUGCUCCCAACUUGGGAAUGGCCGUUUUGACCAAGAAAACAGCUUUCCAAGUCUUUCUUGUAUGCGACACAUUGGCAAUGUACUGUUCCAUCAUUAUUAUAGUUGCCCUCCUUUGGGCACAGCUCGGUGAUAUUUCUAUCAUACUCAAAGCGUUCUACAUGGCACUUCCAUUUCUCGGACUUGCGCUUACAUCAAUGUCGAUAGCGUUUAUGGCUGGCACAUAUGCAGCGGUAAGCCACGUCCCUUUGCUUGGUUGCUUCGUUUUGGGUAUCGGUGUCAUCUUCCUGCUGGUCUUGUUGCUGUUCCUUGUUCCUUAUGUGGCUCCAAUUGGUAAUAUCCAUUCCUUUCUCGGACACCUUUUAUACUACCCCUAUUUCCUUAGGCUUUUGGCUGCUGGUGACAACAAUAACAAUAAUGACUAGAGAAUCCUGGCUAAGCAACUUUCAGGUUUCUUGUUAGUAACUCUGACCCCCAAAUAAAACUUAACUUUCAUGGUUAUUGAUUGUAAAGAACAAUCAUUUGUCCAAUGCAUGUAAUAAUAAAUAGUUAAUAAUAAUAUUUUGUCAUAUGUUAAAUGUAAAAUCAUAAUAAAUAUUUUGCCAAAAUAUUAUGUCAACUAAGUUUGGCAAAAUAUUAGGCAACUAUCUGUGGUGUGUAUUGAAAGCCUUGUAUAAUAAAUAAGAAGGCUUGGAGAGUGUUAUAAUCCAUACCAUGUGAGUUG
This is a messenger RNA of Brassica oleracea var. oleracea, 2254 nucleotides long. RefSeq names its product ankyrin repeat-containing protein At5g02620-like. The transcript has 3 exons. Gene Ontology annotation, cellular component: plasma membrane. Lineage: Eukaryota; Viridiplantae; Streptophyta; Magnoliopsida; Brassicales; Brassicaceae. Bases 117 to 1955 code for a protein of 612 amino acids. The record is from RefSeq and is a predicted model, not a curated record. Gene Ontology annotation, molecular function: protein phosphatase 1 binding; protein phosphatase regulator activity.